Messenger RNA from Benincasa hispida (wax gourd), 510 nucleotides. NCBI's taxonomy places the organism in Eukaryota, Viridiplantae, Streptophyta, Magnoliopsida, Cucurbitales, Cucurbitaceae. The record is from RefSeq and is a predicted model, not a curated record.
AUGGCUACACGUUUCAGAAUAGCUGAAGGUGACAGAUUUCUCGGUCAAGUAACCAACUUGGCCCACAUUGCCAAUGCAAACAAGAUUGUCAAAGAGAAGCUCACACCAACGCAGUUGGCCAUGUUCAAAAGAACAGUUUUUAGGCGAUUUGUUGACGUUGAUAUGGUGUUCAACAGCUCAAUUAUCCAUCACAUGUUGCUCAGAGAAGUGAAGAGGACAAUUUUUAAUGUUCUUCCUGUACAAAUCUUGAAAUUUUGGGAAGACUUUAUCACUGUUGGUGGAUUUUUUAUUCUCCCCCAGGCACGAGCAGGAAAACUUCCUGAGAAAGGUGUGAAAGUUGUUGGAGCAUUAUUAGGAUGGACAACAACCCUCCUCUUUAUGUGGAUGCUAGUUUCGCAAAUGUGGACUAAUUAUCUGAAUCCUGAGAACAUUAAAGGCUUAUCAGCUCUCACAAUGCUUUUUGCCCUGAUUGGAAAUGGUCUUGUACUUCCACGAGCGUUAUUCAUUUGA